Cuscuta epithymum is the source of this 1433-nucleotide messenger RNA. The record is from the annotation of a GenBank genome assembly. Lineage: Eukaryota; Viridiplantae; Streptophyta; Magnoliopsida; Solanales; Convolvulaceae.
CAAAAUUAGGGCAAUUUCUAAAAUUAAAUUAACAUUGGCGAAUUUCUUGCCUGAGCAUCGCCAUGCUUCCAUUUCUUCAUCCCCUGAAGUUCUCGUGAAUCACUUCAAAUUCCCUCUUUUCCAGCCAUUAUUCAAGCAAUGAUAUCUCAACAACACUUCCACUUCGCAUAUCCCAACUUCUACUCCUCCACCUUCAUCCCUUCCAAUCCAAUCGCAUCCAAAACCCUAAAACCAUCCGCCAAACCCUAUUCACUCACCACCACCGCGGCACGAGCAGUUCUGCAGUACAACCGGAAGCCUCAACUCGCCGGAGAACCCCCCCGAGUCGUCGUCAUCACCUCCGGCAAAGGAGGAGUCGGCAAGACCACCACCACCGCCAACAUCGGCCUCUCCCUCGCCCGCCUCGGGUUCUCCAUCGUCGCCAUUGAUGCUGACGUCGGUUUGCGCAACCUCGACCUCUUGCUCGGUCUCGAGAACCGCGUCAAUUACACCGUCGUCGAGGUUCUCAACGGCGAUUGCCGGCUCGAUCAGGCUCUCGUCCGAGACAAGCGGUGGUCCAACUUCGAGCUACUCUGUAUCUCCAAACCUAGAUCCAAACUUCCGAUUGGUUUCGGCGGGAAAGCGCUGGUGUGGGUUGUAGACUCCCUAAAGGCACGGGAUACAGGAGUACCGGAUUUCAUCCUCAUUGAUUGUCCAGCAGGAAUAGAUGCCGGAUUCAUCACGGCAAUCACUCCCGCGAAUGAGGCUGUGCUGGUGACAACGCCGGACAUCACUAGCCUCCGUGAUGCAGACCGGGUGACGGGGCUUCUGGAAUGUGAUGGAAUAAGAGACAUUAAGAUGAUUGUGAACCGAGUCCGGACUGAUAUGAUCAAGGGGGAAGACAUGAUGUCCGUGCUUGAUGUGCAGGAAAUGCUGGGUUUGCCAUUGUUGGGGGCGAUUCCAGAAGAUUCGGAGGUGAUCAGAAGUACGAACAGGGGAUAUCCACUGGUAUUGAACAAGCCACCUUCACUGGCAGGGCUUGCAUUUGAGCAAGCUGCCUGGAGGUUGGUUGAGCAGGAUAGUAUGGAAGCUGUUUUGGAAGAAGAAGAAAAGCCCAAGAAACGUGGGUUUUUCUCAUUCUUUGGUUGCUAAGAUUUGUAGUAAUUUUUUCCUAAAGGGGAGAAACUCUUAGCUCUGUACAGUAGAGAAGUGAGGUUUGCAGCUAUUCUGUUUUCAUUCUUUUCAUGUUUUAUCCUCUCUUGUUGUUGCUCAUGGAUUAUACAUUGUCAUCCUUCCAUUUUAGAUGAUCAAUUUGAGCUGAACUGUGUUAUCUGACUCCCAGUCAGUAAUCAAAUUCAUUUUUGUAAUCAAGGAUUUUGGUAGUUACUUUAUAUAGCUGCCUCAGCUUGGUGUCUAAUACUCCGUUGAUUAUUACAAUGAGAAGUGAAUUGCCU